Messenger RNA from Puntigrus tetrazona (Sumatra barb), 1414 nucleotides. It is a transcript of the gene fsbp, whose product is annotated as fibrinogen silencer-binding protein. The transcript has 4 exons. Lineage: Eukaryota; Metazoa; Chordata; Actinopteri; Cypriniformes; Cyprinidae. The record is from RefSeq and is a predicted model, not a curated record. Bases 5 to 1015 code for a protein of 336 amino acids.
ACUCAUGCUGACCACCAUGACGUACCGCAUGCCAAACUUCACUCUGGAGCAGAAGCUUUUCCUGCUUCGGAGAAUCCAUGCGGUGGUGGACACAGUGCAGGACUUUCGGAAAGACACCAACACUACUGUGCACCGGAACGCCGUAUGGGCAGAGCUGGCUCAGGCCUUCAAUGCGGCCUUCCCGAGUCGACCCCCCAGCAGCAUCGGCUCUCUGAAGACGCUGUGGAAACGGCUGAAGGUGGAAUGUCGCGUCGCGCUGCAGAAGCGGCAGGAACAGCAGGCGGCUGGGCUUCCUGUGUCUGCCCUCACUCAGGUGCAGAGAGAGGUGAUCGCUCUUGUGCCGAACCUGAUCUCCUGUCUGGAGGAGGUAGACGGAGAUGGCAGCUAUGCCUCGGUUAGGGGUAGCUCACCUGGAGCAGUGAUGGGGCUUUCAGGCACUAAUGGGAGUGAGCAUGAAGAUGCUGACCACAGUCAAAAUGAUGAAGUAGACAGCAAGGAGAACUUAGCCAUUGAGCUUGGACUGGUCUCACCAUCUCACCCACCUGUUAACUCUGGGAUUCCUCCUGGCACUGCCUCCUCUCCUUUCCACUCGCAUUCAGUCUCUUCCAGGUCCAGCCGUCCCUCCCUCGUCUACCCAAACAAUACAGGAAGCACCUCAGGGCUGGGGUCGGGGACUAGGGGUUCAAACUUUGAUACUCCACACAGAGAGCCUGCGGCACCACGUGCUCCUGCCGGAGGAGCAGCUGAGAAUUCAUUACCACCGAUGGACCCUUAUACCUCAAACUCCAAAUGGGAGUCACGUCGACAGGAACUGUUUGAGCUGGAGCAUCAGCAGACAAUGAGUCUGUUACUGCUGCAGCAGUGUGUGUGGGAGGAGAAAAGGAAAGCAGUGAGACAAAAAGAGAAGGCGGCACGGGCCAAGAAGAGAUAUUAUCAAGCCAAACUACAGAAGAUCGGCGCAGAUCCUCCGCCUUCCAGCAGUGACAGCGAGGAUAACGAAUAUCUACAGACCUGAACUCAGAUGUUUACGACGUCUUAGCUAUGUUUGCUUUCUUUUUGAAAGUCAUUUUUUUUAUUCUAGCAAUGCUGUUUAUUUACAAAACAAUAUAUUUUUUAUUGUGGACUAAAGUUAAUCGGUGUUUAGGAAUGUACCAUGUGUAUCAUAUGGAGGGGGAAUUCACUCGAGCAGGCUUUGUUCCAAUAGCCGAUACAAAUCUGAUUUCUUUUCAUACUCUCUCAUCAACACGGACGCUGCAUUCCAUUCAGUCAAAAGUGGGAUAGUUAAAGGGAUAAUAUGCUUCGAAAUUGAAUCUCAUAAUUUACUCACCCUCAUAUCGCUCCAAACAACAUGCAAACUUUUUGCAACAUAAAUGAGGUGUGUUAAAAAAAUGCCCCAGCGUUUAUUUUGCCCAUA